AUGGUGUCAUCUCCACUCGCCGACGCCGUCUUUGCCACCGGUCGCCUCGCGUUAUGGCCACUGCAGACGCCUCGACCUCCUCGACCCGGCAGAGUGCAUGGCUCGGUGCAGAUCUGCGCUGCCGCUAGAGCCGCCACGUCGAGCCUCAUCCCCAAGCUUCCCUUCGUCGAGAAGGGCAGUGGGCGCAAGGGUGCUGGGUGGCAUACGGCAGGAGUCGCCGCGGCCGCUGUGGCCUGUGAGCCGCUGAGCACUGAGGGGCUGAGGUCGCGCCGCACGGCCGCAGCCAGCGAGCAGAGAGGAACGCAACGACGCAGCAGAGAGCAGGCAAAAGGUCCUGACGCUAGGCGGAGCGGCAGCACCGCAUCACGCAGCCAGAGGCAAAGAAGCAGCGCAGCACGGUGGCAACUAGCAGGCAGCCAUCGAAGGUGGUGCAACAUAAAAGCUCUUCCAGGAGCUACUCGUCUGAUAAAACAUUUAAGGAGUAAUGGGGUCCCUACUGCUUUGGCUUCGAACUCACCAAGAUCUAACAUAGAAGCCAAAAUUUCAUGCCAUCAAGGAUGGAAAGAGUGUUUCUCUACAAUUGUUGGUGGAGACGAAGUAGAGAAGGGGAAGCCAUCCCCAGAUAUAUUUUUGGAAGCUGCUAAAAGAAUGAACGCCACUCCAAAUUGCCUAGUAAUCGAGGAUUCCUUGCCAGGUGUUACAGCUGGAAAGGCUGCAGGGAUGCAUGUCAUAGCUGUACCUUCAAUACCAAAAAAGACUGCUGAGUUCAGUUCUGCUGAUGUGGUGAUCAAUUCCCUCCUUGAUGUGAGGCCUGAGAAAUGGGGGAUUGAAGAUACCUUACCAAUAGAACCGUGGUUUAUCAGUGGACCAGUGAUCAAAGGAUUUGGCCGUGGUUCUAUAGUACUAGGAAUACCAACAGCUAAUUUACCUGCAGAGAACUUUUCUGAUGUAGUGUCCGAGUAUACAUCUGGGGUAUACUUUGGCUGGGCUGGACUUUCAACACGUGGUAUAUAUAAGAUGGUUAUGAGUGUUGGCUGGAACCCAUAUUUUGGCAAUACUGAGAAGACAGUAGAACCUUGGUUGCUUCAUAAUUUUGGUGAGGACUUCUAUGGUGAGGAGCUGCGCCUUGCCACUGUUGGCUACAUAAGACCUGAGGCCAACUUUCCUUCGCUCGAGAGCUUGAUAGAGAGGAUUCAAGAGGAUGGGAGAAUAGCAGAGAAGGCACUAGACUUACCGAUGUAUGCCAAGUACAAAGACUCACCAUAUCUGAGAAAUACUUUGCAGCUGGGAAGUACUACUGAUGACAGCCAGGCUGAGCUGAAUUCCAAGUGA
Messenger RNA from Miscanthus lutarioriparius, 1332 nucleotides. Lineage: Eukaryota; Viridiplantae; Streptophyta; Magnoliopsida; Poales; Poaceae. The record is from the annotation of a GenBank genome assembly.